AUGAGUAAGAAGUGUGCAAAAUGGGUUCCUUAUAAACUUUCACCUAACCAAAAAAAAGAAAGUGUCUCAGUUUUUAAACAACUUUUGAAGGUUUUAGAUAAAAAACUGGCUGAAAAAAGUUUUGAUAGUAUUAAAAAUUUGGCAUGGUCUGUUCAAGCAAUUGUUAAUUUGAUUCCUAAAGAGGAAUAUCAAAAGUCAUUUCAAAGCUAG
This is a messenger RNA of Racocetra persica, 210 nucleotides long. The record is from the annotation of a GenBank genome assembly. NCBI's taxonomy places the organism in Eukaryota, Fungi, Glomeromycota, Glomeromycetes, Diversisporales, Gigasporaceae.